GCAUGGCGUCGACCAUUGUACAAGAGCCCCCCGGGCCCCCCGCGGAAAAGGCCGAGCAAUGGUCAGGAAGGACUACGCAGAAGUCCAUUUUCCUCGGUUGUCCGCAGCGUCUCAGUGCCAGAGCAAGCCGGCCAAAAAAAACGAAAGGCAGGAAAUUCAUCAACCCUUUUUUCACAAAGCAGCAAACAACCCCCCUUUGAGAAACCGCAAUCAUGUACAGCGGCCCCUCGUCGGCACGGGUGCCUCUCCUCAUCUUCCUCGCAGCAGCACUGCUGUUGAUCUUUGGGGCCCUCCACCAGACUGGCGCCGUUCCCGAAUCUGUCAAGACAGCAUGGGUCACCAAGUUCGCGCGCCAGCCGUCCUUCCUCGAGAUUGCGACCAAGCACGGCACCGACAAAGUGACGGAUCACCAGUACCAGUACAUGUACGAGAAGCAUCUGUCUCCGAUACGGAACCAGAAGAAGCUCAAGAUGCUUGAGAUUGGGCUCGGGUGCAACAUGAACUAUGGCCCAGGAGCGUCGUACUAUACGUGGCUAGAAUACUUUCCGCACGUCGAUCUGUACUACCUCGAGUACGACGCGGCCUGCGCCCAGAAGUGGGGAGCAAAGACGAGCGGCGCAACCAUCUACACUGGCGACCAGGCGGACCCGGACGUGCUGAGCGAGGUGAUCAGCAAGAGCGGCGGCGAGUUCGACAUCAUUGUCGACGACGGCGGGCACACGAUGAAGCAGCAGCAGACUUCGCUCGAGCACCUCUGGAAAGCCGUCAAGCCCGGGGGCAUCUACUUCGUCGAGGACCUGCAGACGAGCUUCUGGACCCAGUACGGCGGCGACCCGACCGGCGGCAAGGACCCAAAGAUCCCGACCAUGCUCAAGUUCAUCUACGAGAUGAUUGACGACCGGAUGGCUCCCGACGGCGACAAGCACCUCGAGCUUACGGCCGACCUGCGCGGCGUCGAAUGCCAGCGCGAGGUCUGCGCGUUCUUCAAGAAGGGCGGAGAGGACGAGCCUGGCUCAGUUUGAUAGGGACUCGCGAGAUCCAUAGAGCUAGCAGGCCGGCCUAUUGGUCAGUGUUUGGCCUCCUUCGCGAGCCAGGCGGGGUAAGAUAUAGACGUAGCGUGGUAGUCUACCGCUCCAAUAUAUGGAUUAUUGUGCAAGAAGAAUACUGUCCCUGGGAUCGCCUGAGUCUGUAAACGGACUAUCCGCGAGA
Molecule: messenger RNA, 1209 nt
Organism: Microdochium trichocladiopsis
Lineage: Eukaryota; Fungi; Ascomycota; Sordariomycetes; Xylariales; Microdochiaceae
Exons: 2
Coding region: 213-1022 (269 amino acids)
Source: RefSeq, a predicted model, not a curated record